AAAUCUCGUAAUCUAGGAUCUAGAUACUCGUGGCAUGGCCGCGCAUGGCUCGUACUCGACUGUUGUCAUAAACAUGCUUUCGCGUAUUUAAAGUUUUUCAAUUAUGGAUACGAAUAAGUCGAAAAAUAAUAAAAAAGGCGAAAGCCAUGAAGCCAGGAAUAACAAAAAUAACUCAACAGCUCAAAAAAAACCUUUCGACAAGAAAAAAUAUAGAUUACAAAAAUAUAGUAACAAGUACAAAGUUGAUCAGUGGGAGGAUCGACGGAAAAAAGCUGUUUUACGUAAUUUUUACAAGGAUCUCCGGAAAGAACAGGGCACCAUACCUGACACAUUGAAACUUCUGAAAAAGCCAGAGGAUGGUUCAGUUGAAAACAGAAGCAGCGUCAAGAAAAAGAGUCCGUUUUUUGCUGCGAAAGAAGAAUUUAGAAAGAAGAAAGCCGAAAAACAGGCAAAGAAAGAACUUUUGCUCAAGUCAAAAGAAGAACGAGCUGAAGCAUUGAAUAAAUAUAAGGAAAAAAAAAAGGAAACCUACAAAAAAUUAUCAAAAAAAACAAAAAAAGGUCAGCCUGUAAUGAAGGACAGAUUAGAAAUGUUGCUGGAAAAAAUUAAACAAUCGACCAGCACAGAAUGAUGAGGUUUUAUUAAACAUUGUGUACAGUUUGUUCAGUUACAAAAAAAAGAAAAGAGCAAUAAAACAUAAGACUUUAUUUGCACA
Venturia canescens is the source of this 715-nucleotide messenger RNA. RefSeq names its product rRNA-processing protein FYV7. The record is from RefSeq and is a predicted model, not a curated record. Gene Ontology annotation, cellular component: nucleus. NCBI's taxonomy places the organism in Eukaryota, Metazoa, Arthropoda, Insecta, Hymenoptera, Ichneumonidae. The transcript is spliced from 3 exons. Bases 104 to 631 code for a protein of 175 amino acids.